Molecule: messenger RNA, 917 nt
Organism: Botrytis cinerea B05.10
Lineage: Eukaryota; Fungi; Ascomycota; Leotiomycetes; Helotiales; Sclerotiniaceae
Exons: 3
Coding region: 159-899 (246 amino acids)
Source: RefSeq, a predicted model, not a curated record
GAAAACAAUUAAUUAGCUCAAACAUUUAAUAUCCUAAGCACUCAGUCCUACUGGAAUAAGAAUUCUCAGGACUCAAUUUCCUAAAAUCUCCUCACUGAACCUUCGCGACGGUCUCUCAAACCUCACUCAGAGUCACUUAAAAUCUAUCUGAUAUCACGAUGUCCCUAGCCUAUUUCAUGGAUAUACCUCCAGACAAACUCAAGACCAAACAGAAUUGUGUCAAAUACUACAGUUUUGGCGAAUGUGGUCAUUACUACUACCUCAAUCCCGACGGCUCACAAUGCUAUGCCUACGGAUCCUGGAAACUAUUUAUCAACACCAAUGGACAGAGACGUUGGAUACCUCUACAGCGAGAAUUCGCCUACAGCCCCGAAAAGAUGAACGCGCGACUUGUAUAUAACUUCUCCGGCCAAUUGAUUUAUCGCGAGACUCGCGACUGUUUGGGCUAUGUCGCGGCUCCCAGUCUCGGUACUUUGAUUAUGCGAUAUAAUCAAGAGGUAGUGCAGGAGUAUCUGGAUACAUUAGAAUGUCGAAUCAAUAGUGUUAUUCGACGUCAGCAUUGGGAGCGAGUCAAGAAGGUUGCGUGGGACGAGAUAAUUUAUUUGGAGUGGAAAACGGGGUUGUGGUAUGGAGAGUGGUUGGAGAAGGAACGGAAGAGGUUGCAGGAUAAGGGACAGUACUCGGAAUAUAAUGUUUGGGUGGAUGAUGAAUUGAAGCGUGUAAUGCGGGAUAACGGUGUGGAGGAUAUUAAGGAGGAGAAUGUUGAAGAGGGGGCAAUCGAGCAGGAGAAUGUCAAGAAAGAGAAUUCCAAGGAAGAAAUCAUCAAGGAGGAACCUACUGAGGAAAUUUUCAUCAAGAUCGAGUUAUCUGACAAGAUAUCCAUGGAAAUGAAAUAUUGAGCGAAGGAAGUUUGCUCA